CCGCACUAACCCAAUGACAGCAACCAACUCAGGCGACGUUGCCCAAACAAACCCUUGACAGAAUGCUCGUCCAGUUUUAUAAAGAGUGGGUGGCAGCUUGAAGGGAGAUACAGUUGUCCACCCCCCACUGUUACUAGAACAUGCUCUUCUCUGUACUGCUUGUCAUCAAUUCCUUGCCUUGCAUCUUCGGGGCUGCUGUGGUGCCUCCAUGGUUUCGGUGGCUCGGUGGCGCCCUUCCCUCGUGCAAGCUGAAGGGCGUCAAAAUGCCCAACCAGACGAGUGCUUUCCCAAAGACAAGUCAAAAGUCGGACCCCGAAGCGGUGAUGUUAGGUGCUGGGGUGCAGAACUACACGUGCACCAAUGGGAAAUAUACUUCCAUGGGUGCUGUAGCCACAUUAUUCGACAUCUCCUGCAUCAUCCGAGAUCAGAAUUCCCGCAGUCUCUCUUCCUUCGCAAAAGGACUCGUCUCCGGCCCAGUCCUGGAAAGCUCUUGGGUUCAAGGCUUUGCAGCUGGGCACCACUACUUCGUCAACAUCAACGGCGCGCUCCUUCCUCGCUUCGAUCUAUCAAAGAGUAAAACCGUUCGUAAUGAUGAAUAUAUAAUUGCGCGUAAGCUCGCGAACAUCCCUUCCCCUGAUGGCGCCUCCAAUGUAGACUGGCUGCAAUUAGGAGGAACUGGGACAGGGAGCUAUGCUAAUUUCGUUUAUCGGGUUAAAACUGCUGGGGGUCAACCCCCGUCAUCAGUGAGUGAGAAGCCGGUUUUUCAAACGUGUUCGGACCGGUGACGUGCAUUCGACCAGUGCAAUUCGGGAGAUCCUGACAUUUGUAUCCCCUACGGAGCCCAGUACUGGUUUUACAAAUAAACUUCCU
Molecule: messenger RNA, 870 nt
Organism: Cantharellus anzutake
Lineage: Eukaryota; Fungi; Basidiomycota; Agaricomycetes; Cantharellales; Hydnaceae
Exons: 5
Coding region: 141-785 (214 amino acids)
Source: RefSeq, a predicted model, not a curated record